AAUCGUUUUUAUUCAGAAUGUGCUGCUGAGCCGUGUAUAUUCCACGAAGGACCACAUCAAGUGAUCUACGGUAUCCGGAAUGGAAUCGUUCAUUUCCGUAUAAUCAUUCGCGGAGUACCACAAACGGCAUCGGGCUGGACUGGGAUAGGGUUUGGAAACGGAAUGGUAGGUAAUUGUGAUUUGAAAAUGUUUGCUUUGUCUGUAUUGAUCAAUAAUGUCAUGGUACACAGCAGCAAAAUGGAAAACGGAAUGGUUUCGGUAACAUUUUCAAGGCCGGUCAACUCAAUGGAGUAUCCGUACGACAGUUCACUUCUUGGAUGCGUACCUUGGAAGUUUUAUUCCUUCCAGUUCCUCAUCGGCCUUAACCGUAUGGGUCCACAUGGUGAGCUUCAUCACCACAUGAUCACCCCUGUUCAUAGAACUGUCUGUAUUGACGAAUGCCGGAUUUAA
This is a messenger RNA of Strongylus vulgaris, 450 nucleotides long. NCBI's taxonomy places the organism in Eukaryota, Metazoa, Nematoda, Chromadorea, Rhabditida, Strongylidae. The record is from the annotation of a GenBank genome assembly.